Molecule: messenger RNA, 1026 nt
Organism: Insectozyma verbasci
Lineage: Eukaryota; Fungi; Ascomycota; Pichiomycetes; Serinales; Debaryomycetaceae
Source: the annotation of a GenBank genome assembly
AUGGUUCAUCAAGCUGAAUUUUUACCUUCAACUGGUACUGAGAUAUCUUCAGUCUUACAAGGUGGUUAUAAUCAUCCAUUGAGUAGAGAAUGGCAACAAGAAAGACAAUUAACUAAAAAUAUGUUUAUUUUCCCAUUAUUUGUUAGUGAUUUACCAGAUGAAGAAACUGAAAUACCUGCAUUACCAAAUAUUAAAAGAUUUGGUAUAAAUAAAUUACUUCCAUACGUUAAAACAUUAGUUGAUAAAGGCUUAAGAGCUGUUAUAUUAUUUGGUGUACCUUUAAAACCAGGAGUCAAAGAUCCUUUAGGUACGGCAGCUGAUGACCCAGAAGGUCCAGUAAUAUUAGCUAUAAAAGCACUUAAACAAAAUUUUCCAGAUUUAUUUAUAAUGUGUGAUGUUUGUCUUUGUGAAUAUACUAAUCAUGGUCAUUGUGGUAUAUUAGCAGAAGAUGGUAGUUUAAUAAGAGAUAAAUCAGUUGAAAGAAUUGCUGCAGUUGCUGUUAAUUAUGCAAAAGCAGGAGCAAAUUCAGUUGCUCCUAGUGAUAUGAUGGAUGGUAGAAUUAAAGAUAUUAAAAUUGGGUUAAUUAAUUCAAAUUUAGCUCAUAAAUGUUUAGUUAUGUCUUAUGCUGCUAAAUUUUCAGGUAAUUUAUAUGGUCCAUUUAGAGAUGCUGCUGGUUCAGCACCUUCACAUGGUGAUAGAAAAGCAUAUCAAUUACCUCCAGGUGGUGCUGGUUUAGCAAGAAGAGCUUUAAUUAGAGAUAUGAAUGAAGGUGCUGAUGCAGUUAUUGUUAAACCAAGUACUUUUUAUUUAGAUAUUGUUAGUGAUGCAGCUAAAUUAUGUAAAGAUUAUCCAAUUUGUGCUUAUCAUGUCAGUGGUGAAUAUUCAAUGUUACAUGCAGCAGCUGAAAAGGGAGUUGUUGAUUUAAAAGGUGUUGCAUUUGAAGCUCAUAAUGGUUUUUUAAGAGCUGGUGCAAGAUUAAUUAUAAGUUAUUUUACCCCAGAAUUUUUAGAAUGGUUGCAAAUUUAA